This is a messenger RNA of Caenorhabditis sp. 36 PRJEB53466, 861 nucleotides long. The record is from the annotation of a GenBank genome assembly. Lineage: Eukaryota; Metazoa; Nematoda; Chromadorea; Rhabditida; Rhabditidae.
AUGUUCCUCGAAAUCUUCACAGUCUGGCUCGGCCUCUUCUCUAUCGCUUUCACGUUUCUGCCCAUGUUCAUGGUGCUCGACUGGCGCAAACGUGGAAGUGCCGAAGGAUUCAGCUCGGUGAACUUUGUGCUCCCGAUGCUUGUGUUAGUGCCGCGUGGCAAUGAUGCAAACCGAACUCUCCGAUCUUUUAGACAAUCCUUCUGGCUCCGUCACGGAUUCAUGACUAACGAUCAGACAAACAUCAUCAUCAACUCUGUCAACCUCGUUUUCUUUGUGUUUUACAUCUCCGCAUUCGGCUACUAUCAGCCAAAGAGGGUGAGUCUCUUUUUUGUGACCUGUCAAAAAGUGCUCUUUCCAGAAGUACCUGAUUGGCCAACUCGUUUUUGCCGCCGUCGUCAUCAAGCUGGCCUUUGCCUACGUGGAUACUCACGAUGCGGACAAAUCAACGACGUGAUGGGCUCGAUGGCCGCCGGAGCACAGAUUUUCAGUUUGGCGGGUGGAAUCUACGAGAUUGUGAGCGAACAUCAUUCAUUCGUAAACCCUUUCGAAUCUGUCCAUUUCUAGAAGAGAGCCGUUUCGAUGGGCACCACCGAGUACAUCCCGGCCGGCUUCCAAUUCGCCAUUUUCACGCUCAUCGUCCAAUGGCUUCUCUUCGGAAUCCUGCACGGAAACCAGUUCAUUGCGGUGAGCAUAGCCACCCGUCAUUUUGUGCAUUCAACAAAGCGCUUUCAGAUUUCCAACGCCGCCGGUCUCCUCGUGAACAUCGCCACCAUCUCCCUGUACUUUUUCUAUCCGCCACUCACCUGGACUGUCCCGAUUUUCAACAUUCCCCCACAGAAGCAAGACGCUAAGAAAGAGUAG